This is a messenger RNA of Sinocyclocheilus grahami, 1386 nucleotides long. RefSeq names its product tyrosyl-DNA phosphodiesterase 2-like. Lineage: Eukaryota; Metazoa; Chordata; Actinopteri; Cypriniformes; Cyprinidae. The coding region runs from base 92 to 1360 and encodes 422 amino acids. The record is from RefSeq and is a predicted model, not a curated record. Gene Ontology annotation, cellular component: PML body; cytoplasm. The transcript has 7 exons. Gene Ontology annotation, biological process: double-strand break repair. Gene Ontology annotation, molecular function: single-stranded DNA binding; 5'-tyrosyl-DNA phosphodiesterase activity; protein binding.
GUUCGGGACUCUCUGGGUGCAGCGUUUAAUGUGAUGUGGAAAUUAGGGUAAUAAUACUUUGAGGUCGUGGUUUAUAGUAUGGUGUAAAUAAAUGAGGUCCAGCGACCACAAUCAUACAUUAAUAUUGAUACUGUCUCCGUAUUUUGGGGGGUUCCACCCGGAAUGUUUUUGUAGCUGUACGCGUCCAUGUCCCGCCGUGAUGUUCAACACUGCUAUGUCAGGUAAUCACACCGAUCAACAAAUGUCUGCUCUAGAGCAAACGAGGACUAGCCUUUGCGACCAAUUUGCCUCUAUCUCUGGAUCGGACAGUGCUGUGGCGCAGUGUUAUCUAGCAGAAAAUGAAUGGGAUAUGGAGAGAGCAUUGAACUCGUUCUUCGAGGCUCAUAUGGAUUCAGUCUUUGAUGCUGAAGAUGCAGAGGAAACUAAAGAUGUGUCUGGGAAGAAGAGAAAGGGGGUGAAUACUUCUGACACUGCUGAGGCUUCAGGAACAAAGAAGAAAUUGAAGACAGACUGCAUUGACCUGACAGCGGAGGAACCCACCUGCUCCAGCAGUGUGGACCCCCAAGAAAGUCAGGCUGGAAGUGUUGUAACCGAAUCUAACGCGGAGGACAGCAAGCUCUCCAUCAUCAGCUGGAAUGUGGAUGGUUUGGACACAUUAAGUCUUGCAGAGCGUGCCAGGGGCUUGUGUUCAUAUCUAGCUCUAUAUACACCAGAUGUGGUUUUUCUUCAAGAACUCAUUCCAUCUUAUAUUCAGUAUCUUAAGAAACGUGCUGUCAGCUAUCUGUUUGUUGAAGGAAGCGAUGAUGGAUACUUCACUGGGAUUAUGUUGAAGAAAUCAAGAGUAAAACUUCUGGAAAGUGAGAUCAUCUGUUAUCCUACAACACAAAUGUUGAGAAAUCUAUUAGUUGCUCAGGUGACUUUCUCAGGUCAGAAGCUAUACUUGAUGACAUCACAUUUAGAAAGCUGUAAGAACCAAUCAGAGGAGAGAAUGAAACAACUGCGAGUUGUAUUUCAAACGAUGAAGGAAGCACCAGAAGAUGCUACUGUAAUUUUUGCUGGGGACACCAAUCUCAGAGACACCGAGGUGGUAAAGGUGGGAGGUUUGCCUCCAGGUGUGUGUGAUGUGUGGGAACAGCUGGGCAAACAGGAACACUGCCGAUACACUUGGGACACCAAAGCAAACAGCAACAAGACUGUGCCUUACAUCAGCAGAUGUCGCUUCGACCGCAUCUUCCUUAGGUCUGCUAAAACCGGCCCAAGAGUCACUCCUGACCACAUGGUGUUGGUUGGAAUGGAGAAACUGGACUGUGGCCGUUACACCAGUGAUCACUGGGGAAUUUACUGCACUUUCAAAACAUGAUUAUUAAAUCCCUAGAAACUUAGGAC